AUGGACCAGUAUAGCAUCCUGGGCCACAUUGGAGAAGGGGCCCACGGUAUCGUUUUCAAAGCGAAGAACAUUGAAACAGGUGAGAUGGUUGCCCUGAAGAAGGUGGCUCUCCGUAAGCUGGAGGAUGGGAUACCGAACCAAGCCCUGCGGGAAAUCAAAGCGUUGCAGGAGAUAGAGGAAAACCAGCACGUGGUGAAGCUGAAGGACGUCUUCCCCCACGGCACUGGCUUUGUCCUGGUGUUCGAGUACAUGAUCUCGGACCUCUCUGAAGUGAUCCGCAACUCCGAACAGCCCCUCACAGAUGCCCAAGUGAAAGGCUACAUGCUCAUGCUACUCAAGGGGGUGGCCUUCUGCCACGCCAACUCUAUCAUGCACCGGGACCUGAAACCAGCCAACUUGCUGAUCAGCUGCACAGGGCAGCUUAAAAUCGCGGACUUUGGUCUGGCCAGGGUGUUCACCAGAGAUGGAGACCGGCUAUAUAGCCACAAAGUGGCUACCAGGUGGUAUCGAGCCCCAGAACUCCUCUACGGAGCUCGGAAGUACGAUGAAGGUGUGGAUCUGUGGGCUGUGGGCUGCAUCUUCGCGGAGCUUCUCAACAACUCCCCGCUCUUCCCUGGGGAGAAUGAUAUCGAACAGUUGUGCUGUGUCCUCGGCGUGCUUGGGACUCCCAACCAGAAGAUCUGGCCGGAGAUCACCGAACUGCCCGAUUACAACAAAAUCUCGUUCAAAGAGAAGCCACCCGUCCCCCUGGAACAGGUGGUUCCAGACGCCUCACCGCAGGCCGUGCAGCUCCUAAAACAGUUCCUGAUCUAUCCUUCCAAGCACCGCGUGCGGGCAGCACAGGCGCUGCUGCACCCUUACUUCUUCACCACCCCACUGCCAGCCCACCACUCGGAGCUGCCCGUCCCCCAGCGCGGGGGCAAAAAGGCUCGCCCCCAGCACCAGCGGGAUUUUCACGUGGAGCAGCCCCUGGAAGAGGCCCUGGUGGAUCUAGAGCUCGUGGCGCCUUACGUGAUAGACGACUGAGGAG
Messenger RNA from Euleptes europaea (tarantolino), 1030 nucleotides. It is a transcript of the gene CDK20, whose product is annotated as cyclin dependent kinase 20. Gene Ontology annotation, biological process: protein phosphorylation. Gene Ontology annotation, molecular function: ATP binding; cyclin-dependent protein serine/threonine kinase activity. Bases 1 to 1026 code for a protein of 341 amino acids. Gene Ontology annotation, cellular component: nucleus. The record is from RefSeq and is a predicted model, not a curated record. The transcript has 8 exons. NCBI's taxonomy places the organism in Eukaryota, Metazoa, Chordata, Lepidosauria, Squamata, Sphaerodactylidae.